GUAGCUAGCUUGAGCUCUUGCUAAGCUGUGGAGAAAGCUCUUUCUUCACAUUCCGGAUCAUGCAGCGAACACCAACUUGCUGGAAUUGUUGUAAGAGCUAUGGCUUUAAAGAUGUCUCCAAGCCUAUUGGUAACCGCAUCCCUCUUCUAUUGGAAUGUGGCCACACAUACUGCGAGGGGUGCAUCACCAAAUGGGCCAGAUUACAGAAAACACAGGUCUUGUGUCCAGAAUGUCAGAACUCUACCCCCCUGACCACUGAAGGAGAGAAGGGGGUGAAGGAUAUCCCAGCCAAUAUUUACUUGUUAGGAGUAGUGACUAAUACCAAGAGAGCUUCAUAUCGCAGUGAUGUUCAAAAGUCUGGCCGUUCAAAACUUGGGACCAAAGCAGGUCUGCAGAGAGCAAUUAGUCAAUUUACACAGGAGAAGAAAACUGAGCAAAUGAAAACUGACACUGGUGUGAAAUGUGAAGAGUGCUCCAGAGGAACAGCAACGUGCAGUUGUAAUAAAUGUGAAACUGUUUACUGUAGUGCUUGCUUUGAGAGGGUACACUCAUAUUCAAAUGCAUUGCGGAAGCAUGUCCCCACACCUGUUAUGCAGAAAAACAGUGAGACAGCAGUUGGUUGUCCAGUUCAUAACAACAGACCUCUAGAGUUUUAUGACAAGGAUGUUGGUGAGGCUGUGUGUUCACACUGUGUGGUUGUAGGAGAGAGACAAACACAUGCCAUUGUUCCCAUUGAUGAAGUUGCUGCAGAUGUUCAAGCUCAGUUCAAAGCUUCAGUUGAUGGAGUCACUCGUAUAAUCAAACAUCUGGAUAAGUCAGUGCAGAGAAUUUGUAGAGCACUUCCUGAGGUUAAGGCUGAGAAGAAUCACAUUGCGAAUGACAUAAGAGAACACUUUUACAAGUUAUAUGCAGUAUUGCAGAUGAGAGAACAAUCACUGAUCAAAGAUGUUGAAUUAAAUCAUAAUGGAGAAAAGAUCCUGGAGAAACUGGUAAGAAGGCAUUAUUAGUAGUGUCACUGUUUAGUUGAUGGGCUUUCUCAACCAACAGUGAGCUUCUGUC
Orbicella faveolata is the source of this 1059-nucleotide messenger RNA. RefSeq names its product tudor domain-containing protein 1-like. The record is from RefSeq and is a predicted model, not a curated record. Gene Ontology annotation, molecular function: zinc ion binding. NCBI's taxonomy places the organism in Eukaryota, Metazoa, Cnidaria, Anthozoa, Scleractinia, Merulinidae.